Molecule: messenger RNA, 4344 nt
Organism: Pomacea canaliculata
Lineage: Eukaryota; Metazoa; Mollusca; Gastropoda; Architaenioglossa; Ampullariidae
Exons: 15
Coding region: 99-3545 (1148 amino acids)
Source: RefSeq, a predicted model, not a curated record
UAAGGACAAAGCGAUCAAAGUUUAUCUCAAACUGCUGUACACUCCAGCUUAGAAAGAAGCCUUUUUGUGUGUCGAUUAAAUGAGUAUAACCUGGUAGGAUGAUGAAGACCAACUAUGUCCUUUUAGUUCCAGUUUCACGUUUCCCAUUUAAGUUGCAGUUCCUAGCAUUGCAGAUUUGCAUGUCUGCAGUUCUUGUUUUAUCACAAGAGGGUAAAAUUACCUGUGACGUGCCCUCUGUGAAAGCACUAAGAAGCACGUCACUAACAUGUCACUUUCCUGAGGACGUAAGCGUGACAAGAAAGGACGUGUCUGUGUACCUGCACAGAGAGGACACCAGUCCAGUUUCUGUCCUCAGUUGUUGCCAUGACAAGGAAGGAAACAUUAAUUUUAACAUUUAUCCUGGCUACACAUUCACGGGGACUGUAUCUCACGACCUGACUAUUCACAUUCCACGAGCGACUGUCGGUCAGACCGGAAGGUACACGUGCCAGCUCAUGGGCUACACAAGUAGUCAAUUCGAGUUCUGUGAUUUUAAGAUCCUGUCAGGCACUAAAACAAUUUGUGAUGCACCAUCAGUGAGGCAGGGAUCCCCAGCUUGGCUGUCAUGUUACUUUUCUGAAAAUGUCGGAGAAAGUAAAAGAGAUUUUUCUGUAUACCAUGUCUCAAGUCAAGGUUCCAAAGAAACGACAUUAACCUGUACCUGGAGUCAAGGCACUUUGACAUGCCACAACGCACGUGACUACCAGUUUGACAGGAGAAUAACGAACACUGCCACAGUGAAGAUACCCAAGGUGUCAGCCAGUCAUACGGGUACCUACUCCUGUCAACUGGCAGGUGCUGCACCACGUGACUACGAGGACUGUGUACUCAGUCUCGACCAAGGACCAACGACCUCCUGUAACAUCCCGUCUGUCAAGCUAAUGGAGCCGGCAACAUUAACCUGCAACUUUAGUGUCGACAUCAACAAAACGAAAACAAACUUUAACAUCGUCCACUUCAAUGAUCAGAAUAAAGCAGGUGUUGAUGUAUUGAAGUGCGUCUGGCAACACGUCGACCUGCUUUGUGACGUCACAUCAGGUUUAGAGUUCAGCCGCCCGGUGACUGACCAACUCGCCCUCACAAUUCCACGGGCAAACGACAGCCACGCUGGAAACUAUUCUUGCCAUCUUCAGAGAACUUCCAACAAUGCCACGUACUGUGAAUUAGUUAUAGUUGCAGACUCAGGAAGUAACAGCAGCGUGUCUGUGGUUGUUGGUGUGCUCAUCCCACUAUUUAUUUUGGUGCUGAUCGUUGUGGGUGUCCUACUGUACCGCAGACAUCAAGUCAGAAAAAAACAGAAAACAUUGUCAACUAGUGAAGACGACCAGCCAAUGUUAUCUAUCCAAACUACCGAUCAGACUACACAAAGAUUGCAGGAAAGUCUAUCAGUCAGCAUCCAGACCAUGUACCCAGAUAUUCUCACCGCCUGCUAUUUCGUGCCUUCACUCUACAUCAACAGAAACAUGUAUAGAAACGAUGAGGUGGCGGGUGAGAAGGUCGUUGUCAUGGAAGCCGCACCAGACGACACACUGAGGCACGACCACGCCAUCCAGCACGUCCUCAACUGUCUGCGCCACCUGGCGGACAGAGACCAGCAGGCCAUGUUUGUCCUCUCACAGUUCACCUGUGACGACUACCUGGCUAGUGUUGACGAGCAGUUUGCCCACCACAAGCUGCCGAUGCCCUCUGACCUCAGACGUCGUGACAAGAACUAUGAGAACUUUGAUGUACUCAUCGUCCACCGACAGUACGGUGUAGUGGUUGUGGUGGUGAAGGCGUCUGUCUGUACAGCAGAUAUACGGGUAGAGAUAAAAGACUUUAGAAGGGUUGUACAGGAUUUACGUAAAGCUGUCAAACAGUUGGAUGGAGCGGAGCGCAUGUUGAAGCAUCUCAUGGCGGAUGUGAGGCCUGAUAUUGCAAUACGUAAAACAUUGAUGUUACCAAACCUCUCUUUGAAGUUCUUAAAAGAAAUCUUAGGAAAACAUCAAGACGUAGAGAAGGGUCUCCGUGACUGCACUGGGCUCACUCACUUGUUUGAUAUCUCUGCAGAGUGUUUAUGCUCUGAUCAGCUUCAGAGUCACCACACGGUCGACCAGCUACAUAAUUGGCUAAAGGGUCGCUCUACAGACUCACCAACUGAUCCUAUAAUCAGUGAAAGCUACUACCUGACGAUUUUGUCCAGAUUCUGCGGUGCUGCCACCAGACCGUACCUGACGCUGCCUGACGGUCGUCGUGUGUGUACACCAAGCUCACUGCAACAGGCCGUCAGUCUCACAGGCGAACUCUUCAACGGCGCCAUCAUCCACCCUGAACAUCAACAGCUUGUGACUGAAGCGCCACCUCGUGUCUUUGUGUCCGGACCGCCAGGGUCAGGCAAAACCACUUCACUGGUGCUGAUGGGGAAACAGUGGCUGUCAGAGGGCCACAAGGUCUGUGUGCUCAGUACGUGGAGGGAGAAUCGAACAUCAUCAAGGUUUUUACACGCCCUGCUCAAACAAUUUUUAGAAAGGAGUUGCAAGUCAGGCGCACCAGCUGACAUGCAUGAAUACCCUCAAGAGGACAACAAAGACACUUCGGUAAUGAACAGAAAUCCUGAGACAAAAGAAACAAGAAAGUCAAGGUCGUCAAACACUGAAAAAUCGUCAAAAGACAGGAAACUGAUGUUUGAAGAAGUAGACCUAGAGAAACAUGAGUUGAAAAAAAUCAUCGAGAAAGUAAGGAAACUGUCAACGGAACCUCAUUUGUUAAUACUCGUUGAUGAUGCAGGCCCCUGUGGAAAAGAAAAUCUAUUUAAGUCUUUUUGCCACCAACUAUUUGCUACUUGGCUGAACCUCAAUCUUUGGGCGGCUAGCUGCUAUACUUACGAAACUCCAAAAGGCUGGAAUGUAAAACAUUUCCGAUGGAAUGUCUCCUGUCCACCCGCAAUACUUCGGGAAAAGAAUCUGUUAUCGGUGGAAAAAGACAAAUGCAAAACUCUAUUCUUGUGGCAUCCAGACAAUAUAAGAGUGGCUCCAACAGAGGGUCUGCCAGUCAAGUAUGUCAAACACUAUGGAGAUGGCACAAAAGGUCAUAACAGAGGUCAUGCACUUGCAUGUGACAAGUGCUGUCGUGAUGUGAUCCACAUAUUAACAGCUCUGCUGAAGACAGAUACGAGAGACAUCAGUGACAACUGUAAGACCGGCUCUACAUCCACAAACAGGUCUUCAGUCUUGCAAGGCUCGGACUCCAGCAGCUGGACACCAAGACUUGACCCGUGUGAUGUGCUCGUACUGUUUGAACAUGAACUUUGUGAGAAUAAAGACUUUCGUGAAAACACGACAUUUUUUAAAACUCUACAGAAGUCUGGCUUUAGCAUUCUGUCAGUAGAGAACAGAGAGACUCAGUUUGUGUCUCAAGUCUCCCGCCAUCACUUGUGGGUUGCUAAUGCAGCACAACUCUGGGGCUUCAAAAACAAAAUCGUGAUUUAUUUGGAACAAAGUGGACAGCUGCCCAAUUCGCAGAGUUAAAUAGGCUACGUGGUGCCACAAGCUGUACAUCUCAACUGAUCUGGGUUAAAGACAUAAGUUCUUGUCCACAAGCAUAACUUUACGACAUUACAAGUCAAAAGAACACAGGAUAGUGACAAUGUCUUGUCCACCUGCACAUAUGCAAACAUGUUUUACAUUUAUCUGAUACUUCUUUUAGUUAUAAAGCUUACUAUUUUAUUUUAGUUACAAAUUUUAGCUUCUGUCUGCACAAGCGAGUUUAUGACUUACAGAGUUUGCAGUCGAGGAGAAAAAGUCAACUGCUGAACUUACGAAUAUGGAAAUAUGUAAUGUCACUUUACUGCACAUUUUGGCCAAAAUUAAUAACAGCAGGUUUCUCUUAUUUUAGAGAUUUUCGAAAAUAGAAAAUAAAACAGCGAGGCCUGUAAAGUGCUGAAAAUAAAUAAACUUUGACGCAUAUAAAGAGAAAUAAUAAACUUAGAGAAAAAUAAAAUAAGAAACAGUAUAUAUUUUUAAAAGAUAGUCUGAAAUUAAUUUUAUUUUUUAAUUAAUUUUCAUUAAUUGUAUGCAAUGUUAACAUCCUAAACAAAAAUUAAAAUGCCAAAUAACCAGGCCAAAAGCUGGAAGAAAAGAUGUCAACUACAGAGGUACCUUUUCUGAUGGUAAAUCAUGUUUGCUGAGGCACGAAAGAUGUCGAUAUAAACACUACAUAAGCCAGCAGUUCCUGUGAUAUGGAAUGUUUAUCAUACUGUUUUGUUUAUUUACCUGUCAAAAUGUAAUUAGCUCAUCAGAUUUACAUUAAUUAAAAAACAAGAAAUAG